ACAUUAUAUACAUAUGUGACCAUAGUGACAUAGCUAAACAAAAAGGUAUAUUCAACAUUUCUUAAAGAAGAGCUUCCAUAUUUCCCUUAUGAAUUUAUUUUAUUUUCGGAAAACACUUGAGCAAGAUUAAUAGGUUUUGAAAACGUUAAUUUAAUUGUGGAAUCUCAUUAAUGUAACAAUAAUAACAAAUUAGGGUAGCAAGCAUUUUUUAAUUAAGAAACACUUUCAUGGCCAACUUCUUGAGAGCUUACUUUACUCUAGGCUGCCGGCUGAUGUUUCACUGACAUCGACUAGACACGGAAAGUUGGAAAGACCCCGGACUCCCAGGACCCCAGGAGCUGCUCGGACUCGGGGGUCGAGGGAAUCGAGUGGGCCUGCAAGAGCCCUUGACUGCCCACUUUUAUUUACAUGUACUGCUGUUAUUUUGUAUUUAAUUUAUUUUCCAACGUUCACGUUGUCGGAGGGCGUUUCGACUGGCCCUACCCUUGGCUUUGGCUGGCUCUAUUGAUUUUUAAGUCUGGGAUUUUACGAGCCUGCAGCAAACGGUGAAGACGCUGUUGUAAUACUCUCUAAGUGGGAAAAAUAUUAAACUCUAUCAAAAUUGUCGAUUUUUAAAUUCCUGGAACUACGAGGGGUAAACAUGCUUCUUCAUUGACUUUCCAAUUAAGGCUAAGACCCAUUUGCAUAAAUACUGACUAAGCUAACAUACUUUGCUCGACUUCCUCUCAGAAAUGUUUGAAAUCAGCAAACAAGAAUUAAUUAAAACAUCACGUAAUCGUCAUUGCAAUCGCGAUCGUCGUCGUCGCCGUCGUCAUCGGAUUCAGAUUCAGAUUCUGAUUUGGAGCCUCGGGGGGCGCCAAUGUCAGUUGGACGCCGGGGCGUGACAUGUCCACGUACGCAUGUGGUUUCCCUCUGGACAGGCCCAAGUCGAGUGGUUAUGAAUUCAAAUCGAUUCAAUAGAAUUCAGGCUGAUUCAGCCGGCGGCGCUGUAGAGAAUUUAAAUAGAGAACAUUAUUUGUUGCCCAAAGCAAGUGUUCCAGUCGAGACUAUUGCGGUCCAUAGGCAUUAAUGACAAAUUGCGAAUCGACGAUCGGGUGCACCGAGUGACUCACUGUGAACCUGACAUCUUAUCAUCGGUGCCAUAAAUAAGGCCAAGGGCCGACCACAUUCGCCAAGCGCAUCUGGCAUUCGGGGCUCUGUUCUCGACAAAGGCCCCGCCGUAAUUCUUUGUUGCAGUCUUCAUAAAUUCCAUUUUACAUACGCCAGUGGCACCAGGCCCCCUUGGCUUGGACAAUCCCAACUGGUUCGCUCGUCCCUGCCAAAUAUUCUUAAUGACUUGUUUGUGUGCUGGAUUAAAUAUAAAUUAUAUUUUUUGCUGCCUGGGCUUUCGCGGAGAGGGUCGAAGGAACCAGUUUCGAUUUGGAAAUAAGUAAACUGUAUUCCAUGGAACUUUUAUGGCCUUUGCAAAGGAAUUCUCUAGCGAUGUUCAAGUAUGGCUGGGAGUGAAUUCAUAUUGCCAUUCCGUAUGCAGCAAGUGGGAUGUUCGAUUCCAGGCAGCCCUCUACAGCUUCCCUUGGCGGAAUAAUCGAAUCUGGGUCAAAGUGCUUGAUUGAAAGUAAAUGAAGAGGGAGUAGUCAGAAUUAAGUCAAAUCAUAUUUCUUUUGAGCGGUUCUUCGACGUUUUAAUUAGUCGUCUCCGCUUCGGGCGCUGUGACACAAGAGGGCAAAAUAAUUGGCUCAAUGCGAAGACUCUCGAUUGGAUUUCAUUGUGCGGCAAAUGCUCCAGCCGGCCAGUAAGUAAACCCAUCCAGAGCAGACUCUGUAUGUCAUUUGGAUCAAUCAAUCAGGGGAUUUGGGUUAGCACGGCUCUGGCCCAGAAAUAUGCCCCACAUAAAUCAACGGAGGCCUGCAAAAAGAUUGCUCAUAAAAUAUAUGGCAAAGCCCGAAUUAAUUUGCAAUGAAAAUGUGCGAAAAGAUGCAAAAUGCCGGAAUUCACAGUAAAAAAUUGACCAGAGCAUAAGUUUAACGGUGCGGCUACGAAAAAUGUUGUCAAAUAAAUAAAAAUACGAAGCACGCAAGACCGAAACCCGAGCAAGUCCGGGCCAUGUGGGGACUCUGACAUGCAUGGGAGUGUGGAAUCUUACCUCCCCGGCCUUAGACGUCGUCGACCGUAAGCUGAGGGAAAUGGUUGCGGGCUGCUGGUGGGAGGGCGGUGGCUGGGGCGGAAAAAAGCUGAACUUGAAAGCUGGCAGGGGAUCAAUAUUUUAUAUAAAGUUCGAAAAAAUCUCUUCCGAGCAUGUUUAUGAAAAUGCAACCGGAAAUCGAAUGUCUGUCAGGGAGAAUUUCUAUAUUGCAGACACCCGAGAAAAGCAGCCAGAUAGGGGCAGGGCAGGGCUGCCUGGUACCUUCCUCAUUCCUAUGUAAAUUAUGCAAAUAAGUCAACACUAGGCGGGAGAAUGUGUGUGAAGCUUUCUAAAAUACUCCCUGGCGGACUCUAAAUGAAUCAUAUGGCAAAAGGCAUUUGAGAAUCUCAUGCUUUUAGAGCAGCAUCUCCUUUCGGUCCUUCUCCUGUGACACUUCUCUCUACGUCCUGCCAGCCAAUAUUACGUAUACGUAACGUGAGGCUAGAAUCUCGGAAUCCAUAUUGGAGAAAGUUUUGCGGCGGAGUCUGGAGAAUUGUCAAUUUCAGCUGCCGACUCCGACUUCGUCCGGACUCCUGGUCCGGGAGCUUUGCGCCUUGGCAGAUGAUUUUGCCGGAUUUGCCUUAGAAGAAACAUUUGUCUCUCAGCUGAAGUUUAGUCAAAGAAGUUUACGACGCUUAAAGUUGCGAUUCGGGCUGCCGUGUGGGGACUCACCUGCCUGGGGUAAGAUAAAAAGGGGCUCGAAUCCAGGCCGGAGCAUGUGAGAACUCAAUCCAAAGCUGCCCACAAUCUAAUCCCUGGUCAUAGGCCGUCUUACAUCGGGUUUAAUUAACGACAUGGACGUCCUGCGGUGGAGGACUUAGCUUGGUCGGAGCGAAACUUGAGCGCAUAAAUUAAAGCCUGAGCUGGAACUUAGGAAUGCUAAUGAUGUCCUCCGGCCAGCUGCCCCCUCCACCGCGUCCUAUUCCCGGAUAAUAAUGCUUUGCAUAUAAUCAAGCAGCCCAUGCAUGACCUUUCCACAUUCUGGGAUUCCGCUUCGCAAGUCCGAUCUCCUUGGGCGGCUCACCGUGCUAAUCCAACAACUUGCUUGUCAUUACCCCAGGAUGUAGGCAGGGGCCGGCUGCCGGAAGAGGAGGGGUUCUUUUGGUGAGGGGAGGUAGAAAAAAACGUUCAUUUGCUCAAUCGUGCACUCGAAAAUGUCAAUUUACAUUUGCGAACUGGCUGGCGACGCACUUCCAGCAGCGGGAAAACCGGGCGCCAGACUUGUGCCAUCCGGGCCAGCUUAAGUUGACUUUAACGCCUCAAUGCAUCCAACUAGAAGAGCCCGACCCAGUCGAAGGGAAUCAUUUCACAUAAGAGAAAGUUUUUUUGUGUGUGCAACAGUGAAAAAAGGAAAACUUUUUAUUAAAGUCAGCACAAAUAGCUUGGACUCGUUUGGGCUUUGGGUUUGGAUUUCUUUCCCAGCCCAGCCCAGCUCCGGCACGCUCCCCUCGCUCCAGCCUUUCCCUCUCUCCUCCUCUCCCUCCCUCACGGCCUCCCACUCACGAAUGUGCUUGACAAUGUGGGCGGGGCCCUGGACUCUGUCUGUUGCUCUGGUCAAGUUAAUUUGUAUGUGUGGCCGUAAACUUUUGCAGCUUAGAGUUUCCAACACGCCUCGAUGGCUAGUGGGCUGGGGGCGCAUGUGGAUGGAUGGACGGAUGAAUGGAUGGAUGUUGCCGCAACGGAAAAGUGGGUUCGGACCUUCUCCCCUGAUAUCUCAAAUGCCCAGUUCUGACUCCGUCCACAAUGUGUGAAUUUUGUUAGCUUAUUGCUUUUCUAUGCCGCAUAAUUGCUGACUUCUUUCCCACAUUCGCACACAUCAUUGCACUGCUCCGGAAGGGACUUCGGAUGGGACCGGUCGGGUGUGUUUGCGACGUUUUGUCCUUAAGUAAGGCGCAUAAAUCAUCGGGGGCUGCGGCGGAGUCCCGAAAUUUAUGCUUGGUUGCAUUUCUGAAGCUCUGUGGGGACGAGGGACCGAGGUCCAAAUGUUUGGCCAAUGGGCAGGAGAGAUAAGGACCGGCAGGGUGCGCGCAGGCGACCCAACCAAAUCAAAAGAAAAGCUUCUGGCGCUUCUGGGGGGUGCUAUUGAGAUCGAAGGUGUGGAGCUCCAGUCCCCAAUACACACAACUGUCGGCUUCCGCUAGUUAUCCAAAGUGUUCUUCGUAUAGUUUCGCCCAUCGCUUGGGGUAGCUAGGCAACUUCACUUAGGUGGGACGCUAAGGCAACCAUCGGUUGUUAGGCAAAACAAAAUCGGCCCCCACGGCUGUUUCUGCAACGCCAUUAAAUUCAGUUUUCUCUAAGGUUUUCCAGAUUGCAUAACCGAGAUCAAUUCGCUCCCAAAAUGCCCUGCUUCUCUGCCUCGAACGUUCGUUUUGUCAGCGCCGAGUCGCAGAUGCAGCAGAAGUGCCAAGAGUUAAGGGCCCGGGCGCGAGCCCAAACGGCGGCCUACCGGCCUCCAGCCGGCGGCUUCCGUCCCUCCACUUCGCUGCCAAUGGCUUUUGCCUCUUUCAAGAGAAUGACCUGCGACCAAUCCGCGGCCUACGACCAAAAACAGCUGAAGCGCAACGAACGGGAACGGAAGCGUAACCAGGGCACCAAGCAUCUAGUCCUCCGGGCCAAUGAGCUACGCCGACUGAAGGACCAAGGGAAGGUGGCCACGGUGAGCGACAGGCUGCAGGACAUCGAUCGGCAGGAAGAAAAGCACCGUCAGCAGCUGCAACUGGUGGAGGAGACGCGCAGACGCUUCAAGGCCAUCGACGAGGCGCGAGGACCGGCACCCGACGAUGACGAAGGCGCCAGCACUGAGUUGGCCGAGCUGCUCGAGGAGAAGGGGUCAGUACUGAGUCGAGCGUUCCUGGCUCGGCAGGAGCAGGAAGAGGAGGUCAAGCAGAUAAACCGCAUGAUUCUCGACGCCAAGUGCAAGGCGGUGCGCGAGGCGCAGAUCCAGGAGAAGCAUAUGCUGGCUAAGGCGCUGCGGGAGGAUGACGAACGUCUGGCGCGCAUGGUCAACGAACGGGCCCAGCAAGCUCUGACCGCCGAGGACGAGCGGGAGCGGCUGGAGGCAGAGAAACGUAACCGCUAUGCCCACGAGAUCCGCCAGCAGCUGAACGAGCGCGAGAACCGGCGCUACCUGGAGGCCAAACGCGUUGCCGACGAGGCCAAGGACAUUCGCCGAGCCACGGAGCUCCUGCGCGAACAGGAGGAGCAGCAGCGUGCCUUUGCCCAUCUCCGCAAGCAGCGCUUCCGAGAAGAGCUGCAACGCAUUCGGAAUAUGUCUAACGUGUUCAAAACCAUGCUCAGUGAGCAGGAGCGACUGGCCGAGCUGCGCGUCACCGCCUACAUGCGCGAGAAGCAGGAGAAGGAGCGCCAGCUGAAGGAAAUGCAGCGCCUGGCGAAAAAGGAGUUCGAGCGGCGCCAGCAGCGGAUCUUCACAGUGGCCGCCGAGGCCAUAGAGACGCGGCAGGCUAACGAUGAGCUCAAGUAUCUGAAGGAUCGCGACAGGGUGGAGCGCGAGUACCGGAGGCGCGAGAAGGAGGCGGCCAUUGCGAAGCGCGAAGUGGAGAGGGACCUGCUCGAGUCACGGGCUCAGCAGGCACAAGAGAUGAAGCAGCGCCUGGCCUUGGAAAUAGCCCACGCCGAAGAGGAGUUCGGCAAGGUGAUGGACCGUAUGCGCGAGGAAGAGGAAAAGCAGAAAGCCCUGGACCGACAGCGCGACUCCCAGCGCCAGGUCUACCGACAGGACCUGCGUCAGCAGAUAAACGACAAACAGGCCGAGCGCCGCCGCCUCAGCGAGUUGGAGGCAGAGCGGGUUCAGAAGUGGCUCGACCAGGAGAAGCAGCGCGACUCCAACAUCCGUCAAGUGAUUGGCGCCAAGAUUGCAGCCAUGCGGGAGAACUGCCUGCCGGAGAAGUAUCUGCGGGAGGUGGAGAAACAGCUGAGGGGCAUCCAGGGAACCCGCAACCGCAUUCGUUGAUGGCUUUCAUUUAAAUAUAUCUUUUAAUUCAAUGUAUCUCCUAAUUCAUCCUCCCAAUAUGCACCAAAUUUUGAAAGAAAUGCGCAAUAAACGAUAAUUUUAUCUGAAAAGAACUCGACUUGUGCCCUUCGUCAGAAAAGAUACACGCACAAAUUGAAAAUACACCAACAUUGCCUUCUUAAAACAGAACAUAGUUUUUCUAUUUUCAUAAAUGAUUUUCCCUAGACUUUUUCCAAAUUCUCGUAUCAUUUCCGCUUUCAGGGUUUCCAAAUCAAUUAACCAGUUUGUGUUCACCCAAAAGUCUGUCUUAGUUUUGAUUCACAGAAAUUUCUUCGCAGCCGCAAAGUAUGCCAAGGAAGUGGGAGCAGUACCUAACGGGCGAGAGAAAUCAAAGAACCGUCAUAAUGACGAGGCGACAUUGUUGCGCUCGCGGUAAAAAAGGCCACCCAUGCUCCUCGCUAAUUUCCAACUAUGUGGGCGGCUGGCAUCCGCCGCCUCCACCCGGCCCACUUUCCCCGCGGGCGCGCAAAUGGGAGUGCGGGCGACGCACACCACAAACAAUUACCGUGGUGGCAGGAGGGGAAAACUACGGCCUCAGAGCCAGGGAAAAAGUGGUAGCCAACUUUUGGCUACAAUAAAAUUUUAUUAUGCCACACACAUUCUCGGCGCACACAGGCAAACAAUGGAGCUGACGAAGUUGAUGCUGAAGCUGAAGACGCUACCAACAACGACAGCGGCAACGGCAACGGCAACGACGAAGUCUUGUGCAUGGUUCAAUUAUCGUAUUUCAUGAUUCGUUAAAUUUUCGCAUACGCCAAAAAAUACGAAAGACAUGCCCCGCCACCCAUCCCUAGCUCCUGCCCAGCCCCCAGCGCCCAACUCAGCAUCCAGCCGCCCAGCAAUCUGCGGGCAAGGAAAAGUCAGGGCGAGGAACUGGUUUUCCUUGCCAGCCAUUGUGAUGACUACCUAGGAGGCCCGGGGAGUGCCGACGGGACACCCGUUGCUGCCACUCGCAUAAGGCUGUAAUAAUUCCAAUAACAAUAAACGUUGUCGUAUUUACAAGUAGCACACACGCGCACUCUGACGUGAAUUGAUGAGAAAAGUUUUUGAGGAAAUGUCAAUAGAGAAGCGGAGACAAACUACGUUCACAUGUGCGAGGGAGUCUGCUACACUGGGACUGCGUGACUGUGGGCAGAGGGGUAUUGGAACAGUGGUUCAGAAGGGCGCCAGUCACCUAAGCACCCUACAGGACACAUGAACAAAAAUAGUUUCAUAAUUUUGAUUUAUUAAUUAAUAUUUCAAUAUUAAAAGGAUCCUCGAACAAAUUUUUUAAGAUUAACAUCUUUUAAAAAGUUUCUUUGUAUAAAAUAAUAUAAAAUACGCUAUAAUAAAUAAAUAUAACUUUA
Drosophila ananassae is the source of this 7558-nucleotide messenger RNA. RefSeq names its product cilia- and flagella-associated protein 45. The record is from RefSeq and is a predicted model, not a curated record. The transcript has a single exon. Lineage: Eukaryota; Metazoa; Arthropoda; Insecta; Diptera; Drosophilidae. The coding region runs from base 4521 to 6152 and encodes 543 amino acids.